Messenger RNA from Quercus lobata, 627 nucleotides. RefSeq names its product LOB domain-containing protein 12-like. The transcript has 2 exons. Bases 89 to 586 code for a protein of 165 amino acids. The record is from RefSeq and is a predicted model, not a curated record. Lineage: Eukaryota; Viridiplantae; Streptophyta; Magnoliopsida; Fagales; Fagaceae.
AAGCUUAGUCCUAGUCACACCUUCAUAGUUCCUAGCUAGCUUUUCCCUUCAGUAACACACAAAGAGCUUUUAUUUCUGAAACCAAAACAUGGGUGGAAAUUCACCAUGCGCUUCCUGCAAGUUACUGAGGCGCCGAUGCGCCAAAGACUGCAUUUUUGCUCCUUACUUUCCAUCUGAUGACCCCCACAAGUUUGCCAUUGUUCACAAGGUCUUUGGUGCUAGCAAUGUUAGCAAAAUGUUGCAGGAGCUUCCAGUUCAUCAGAGAGCAGACGCAGUGAGCAGCCUAGUCUACGAGGCAAACGCAAGAGUGAGAGACCCUGUUUAUGGGUGUGUUGGAGCCAUAUCUUUCCUGCAAAACCAGGUCUCUCAGUUACAAAUGCAGCUAGCUGUGGCUCAAGCAGAGAUACUCUGCACCCAGAUGCAGCAAGAGCCAGUUAUGCCAACCCCACAGAUGGACCCAGAUGACAAAUCAUCAUACUUAUUCCACGAUAGCCUCCCUCAGUACCUUAAUUUUUCAUCCUCUAGCAAUGUAAUUCAUGACUCUUUCAAGAGAGAGAGCAUUUUUGGACAUGACAUGGUUUCUUAGUAAAAUGGUUUUCAAUAAAAUGGUUUUCAUGUUUUACUCUA